UGUCCACAAUGAUGUAGGGCAAGUUUCACCUCCGUUAUACUUUCCACAAAUGUAGCCUUUUUCUUCUUGUUUACAACGCUUCUAUAUUUUAUUGUGUUUAUUUCAGUUAUUAUAUAAGACUUCAAUUUCCAGUGAAAGUCAUUUAGCUGUAUUUUUAUGAUGAUGUCUCUACCGCAGAACACGGAAGUGAAAGUGGAUUUAUUUUUCGAUUCAUUGACGUCCUUUUCUAAAAGCACUAAGCAGCAUUCUCGAUAGCAUCAUAUUUAUUUUCUUUUUUUGGAAAAUAUUCUUUAUCAUGACAUUUUCAAUAGUAUUAAACGCCGUUUAAGUGGCUUGUGAAGGUAAGGUUCCAUUGUGCAAGCGCAGUCCGUAUUUGAAGCUCAGUCUGAAUGUCAUCACAGGAGCUGAUGAAGUGUGAACUCUUCCUGGUAGUCUCUCUACAGAUGUUUCAUGCACAGGAUUCAAUCAUAGUGUCUCUUUCUCUGUUAUUUCUUGCGCAUGCAGGACUCCGUAUCAACCAUGGGGAACAGAGCCUCAAAAAAUGGCAACAUGGACGAACCGGUCAAAACAACUUUAUUUGAAAAAGAGCCCAGUGGCACAACAUACAGGAUCCCUGCGCUCAUCUACCUGCGGCACGUCCAGACUUUUCUCGCCUUCGCUGAAAAGAGGUCGUCGCCCUGUGACCAUGACGCCAAGAUCCUGGUAAUGAGGAGAGGAACAAUGAAAGAGGAUGGAUCUGUUGAGUGGUCAUCAAGACAGGAGCUGCAAUCAGCCACUUUACCAAACUACCGCACAAUGAAUCCUUGUCCUGUGUACGAGAAAAACAGUAAAACAGUCUUCUUGUUUUUUAUUUGCAUCUGGGAAAACAUUACAGAGAGGUGGCAAAUCUGCACAGGUAGGAACAAAACACGAUUGUGUUAUGUGACCAGCACUGACAAUGGCCAAACAUGGAGCGAUGUGACGGACUUAACAGAGAGUGUGAUUGGGGAGACUAUCCACAAAUGGGCCACUUUUGCAGUUGGUCCGGGCCAUGGGGUGCAGUUGGAGAAUGGGAGACUGAUCAUCCCAGCUUAUGCCUAUUACAUUCCAUACAGGUGCUUCUCUUAUCCCAUUCCUGGCACUGUCCACCCACAUGCCCUAUCCAUAUACAGCGAAGACUAUGGCCAGACAUGGCGACUGGGUAAGAUGCUGAGAGCACCCUCAUGUGAAUGUGAGAUGGCAGAAAUAAUUGACCAUGAAGGUAGAAGCCAUCUUUACUGCAAUGCCCGCUGCACGAACAAAAGAGGAGGCCGUCGAUGUGAGGCUCUGAGCGAGAACAGUGGUGUGUUUUUUGACAAACCACACUUUGCCCGUGAGCUGGUGGAGCCCCCUGCAGGUUGUCAGGGCAGUAUCAUUGGCUUUCCCGCUCCAGAAUUUGUCCCAAAUGAUGAUGCAGAAAGCAAAGCCUGUGGAACUUCUCUCCUGUCUCCAGAUACCCAAACAUGGCUCCUCUUCAUGCACCCCACCCAUGAGUCUGGCAGGAGAGAUAUGGGGGUGUAUUUAAACCGUUCCCCGCUGCACUCAUCUGGAUGGGACAAGCCUAAGAUCAUCCACAGUGGACCUAGUGGCUACUCAGACCUGGCCUACAAUGGGGAUAAAGAUACAUUUUCUGGUCUGAUGGAGUGUGGGAAAGAAUCGGAACUUGAACAAAUCACAUUUGUCACUUUUACUCUCAAUGAUGUCAUGCAAAUAGGCAGCAGGAAGGACAAAAAGAUGGACUGAGGUAGAAUGGAGAUUCUCAAUCUUUUCACAAGUUAGUGGCUCUAAGUUAAUUUAAUCUAAAUGUAAUCUAAAACAUAGCCUAGUUAGUCUUGACUGACUGAAGUGACAGAUCACAUAUGGAUUAAAUAUUAAUUACUAAAUAAAUCACAAUAAUAUGACCAAGUUUUAUAAUCCUUAAUGAACAGUUUUCUAAAAUGAAAAUCUAGGUCCCAACCAGAACAACUAUGAAGUGACUUAAAGUGUGCUGACAGUGGAAAUCCAGUGAAAUUGGUUAAUUCUCCUAGCUACUGUCAAAGAAUAAACCACUAAAUAUGCUGUGAAUGUGCUGUGAUGUCUAACAAUACAUCUGUCUGUAUGCAUGAGUUGUGUGAUGUUGUCUUUAAAAGAAAACAAACUUAGUAUCAAUAUGCAACUGUGCAGAUGUGUAAAAGAAAAAAAACUAUUUUUAACUGUUCGGAUGGGUCCUUUUUUUAGCAUGCAGUGGUAGACUAUUAUUAGACAUUUGAAAACUUUCAUGUCUUUCUACAUCCUUUGAAGCAGUGGAGGAAAUGUGACUACCUCUUUUUGUUUUGAGAUCAUAGCUGGCCUUGUGAAGGAGUCCGAGGAGUUUGCUCCUGACAUAACCUUUACAUUCAAUACUUGAUGCCUUUGACUCCACUCUCUUAUGUUCAUUUGUGCCACAGCCCGGGAAAUAGUUUUAUACAAUACACUAUAUUUUGCUACCUGUCAAAUUGGGAAUAGUUAAUGUUUUAUUUUCAGUUUCUGUAGGAUGGCAUACAUUCCUCAGACAUUCACAUGGUUUACUUAUUGCUAGACUUUGUCACUCAUCAAUUUUGUAAGUGCAAUAUUAUGGCCUAAUAAAGUGUGAUAGCAGUUCACUUAACGCAUGUGAAAAAAAAAAUUUAUAUAUUCCCUUUAGGACUUUGCACAUGUAAAACUGUACUGAGUGACUGACAAAUAAAAAUUACAUAUAGAUUUAUUAUGUGUUUGUUGUUCAAAGUAUCAGCAGCUGCAUGAAAUCUGUAUUUUAGUAGAAAAUAAAAUGAUGUGAUGAGCCCA
This is a messenger RNA of Boleophthalmus pectinirostris (great blue-spotted mudskipper), 2820 nucleotides long. RefSeq names its product sialidase-3-like. Gene Ontology annotation, biological process: ganglioside catabolic process; oligosaccharide catabolic process. NCBI's taxonomy places the organism in Eukaryota, Metazoa, Chordata, Actinopteri, Gobiiformes, Gobiidae. Gene Ontology annotation, molecular function: exo-alpha-sialidase activity. The coding region runs from base 499 to 1761 and encodes 420 amino acids. The transcript has 2 exons. The record is from RefSeq and is a predicted model, not a curated record. Gene Ontology annotation, cellular component: cytoplasm; membrane; lysosome.